This is a messenger RNA of Benincasa hispida (wax gourd), 2460 nucleotides long. Its product is annotated as Chaperone DnaJ-domain superfamily protein. Gene Ontology annotation, biological process: clathrin-dependent endocytosis; clathrin coat disassembly. Gene Ontology annotation, molecular function: clathrin binding. NCBI's taxonomy places the organism in Eukaryota, Viridiplantae, Streptophyta, Magnoliopsida, Cucurbitales, Cucurbitaceae. The record is from RefSeq and is a predicted model, not a curated record. Gene Ontology annotation, cellular component: intracellular membrane-bounded organelle; cytoplasm; vesicle.
GAUGUCGGGCUUGCGAGAAGGAGAGCUGGUGAUUGCCUCGUGGCUUCCACUCAAAUAUUCGUACGGUGACUUCAUUACACACAGAGACAGAGGCGGAGGGGCCACGAACAAGAAGAAGAACUUCUGAUAUUUUCUUCUUAUUAAUUUUAGAAAAUUGUUUUCCUGAAGCUUUUUGUUUCAUGUUUAUGCUUCAAUUGCAAUUGGAAUUACAUUAAUUUUUUGUUUUCUUCAUUCCUGCUCGCUUUUGCUUUCAAGAAUAUUCUGUUGAAGAGAAAUUCUCACGCUUUCUUUACUUUUUUGAUCUGGGAUCGGAGUUCGUAGCUUAAAUUUUGAUCCCAUUGUUUCAAAAUUUGUGAUUGCGUCUGCAAUGGACGAGUUUGGGGUAUUAACCGAAAGAUAUGGAUUGAAACCGCAAGGAAAAUCGGCUCCAAUGGCUGCAUCUAAGCCAACUGCCUCUUCAAACACCUUCCAGUCUCGGAAUUCCGGGUUUAAUUCUGGUUUCAAUGGCAAGUCCUCCUUCGAUUCUGGUUUUGGUGACCUAUCUUUUCAAAAGAACACUAAACCCGACUCUUACGAUGAUUUUUUCGGGAGUCUCAAUCAGUCAACGAAACAUUCGGGGAAUCCUGGAAGUUCUCCGUCUUCUUUUGACUACGAUUCGAUAUUUUUUGGGUCGAAGAAUUCAGAUCCAAGCUAUGAUGAUGUUUUUGAUGGGAUUCCUGGAUUCAAGAGCUCGGUUACAGCGAAGAAGGAGGAUCCGGUCCGAUCAUUCCCCUCGUCUUUGAAUCAAACCUCUCAAAUUGAUGAUUUGUUUGGUGAUUUUAGCAGCAAUGUGGCAAAAACAACUCCGAAGCCCAACGGAUUAAAAAAUGCAGCAAAUAACGCAGCCCCUUUUGAUGGAUUGAUUUCUGGCUUUGGUGAUGGCAAUUCUCGAAUUAACAGAGCAAGUAUGCAGGACAGUCUGACUCCGCCAUCAACGUCUCAUACUAAAUCAACUUUUAGUUCAGCCAAAGAUCCUUUUAUAGAACUAGAAUCAGCUUCUUAUAAUUCAUCUGAGGCUUUUCCAGAUCCGCUUGAGGAAACUGCCAAGUUCAAUAAUUCUGGAGGUACAAAAUUUGACAGCUCCUCCAAUUCUUCCCCACCAUUCAGGGUUCCUCCAGUACCAAAGCCAGGUCAUAAGGCAGUUAAAGUUAAGAGCUCCUCUUCCUCUCCUAUAGAGGAAUUGGAGGACUUUGCAAAGGGGAAGGUGCGGAAUAACAGUGAAGGGAAAGUGGAUGCCUCGACACGCACAACAAAUAGAACUAGUAAAGAUGCACAUGCUGCAGGAGUAGAUCAUCAACAGACUAUUGACGAUCUGGACUCCUUUUUCAAUGUGGGUCCUCGAUCAAAGAGUGCUCCAAGGUCACGAACAACAACUUUGGAUCCUCUAUUUGAAGUUCCUAAAUACAACAAACCACCUGAAAUACCCAAACCUGCUCCUUCGGCAGUUUUGUCCCACAUAAAGAAAUCUUCUUCUGCUGUAAAUCUUGUGGAUGAUUUUUUUUUCGGAGAUGCUCCUUCAUUUGGACAUUUUGAAGAAGUUGACGGAGAGAGUGAAGAAAGAAGAAGAGCUAGACUGAGGCGUCUACAGAGGACCCAAGAGCGUGCAGCCAGAGCAGUGGCUGAUUUGAAUCAGCGUGACUUUCAAACACAGCACGAGCAAGAAGAGAAGCGUAGGAUUGCUGAAUCUUUAGAUAUUGAUAUCAAGCGCUGGGCUGCUGGGAAGGAAGGCAACAUGCGUGCACUUUUAUCAUCAUUGCAAUAUGUUCUAUGGUCCGGAAGUGGUUGGGAGCCAGUUUCAUUGACAGAGAUGAUUACUUCAACCUCAGUUAAAAAAGUUUAUAGGAAGGCAGUCUUGUGCAUUCAUCCAGAUAAGGUUCAACAGAAGGGUGCCAGUAUUGAACAGAAAUAUACAGCAGAGAAGGUUUUUGAUAUCCUUAAGGAAGCCUGGAAUAAAUUCAGCAAAGAGGAACUUUAGACACACCUCGGAUGAUUGUUUUCUUCAACUACCAUGUCACUUGUAAACUAUGAAUAUCCUAAUCAUGGAGAGACGACAAGACUAGCGUGGCAAAGUCUGUCUGCUGUCUGCAGGUCAGUCUUGAGGCCGUCUGGUGACCGAUAUCAUGUUCAACAUGUUCUCAGAGAAAGAUCUAAUAGGUCGUGAAUGCUUGACAUUGGGGUAAUACCAGAAAUUUGUAUUCCAUAGGCUAAAGCAUAGUUUCAUACCCAAUUGAUGUUGUGAUUUAUAUGGUUUCACAAUCAAAUAGUGCUCAUAAUUCUUUAAAUUUGUGCCAGAUUCAUUGCUUUUGUAGAGUUUUAUUUCUUCUAUUUUCUUCUUUCUUUCUCCUGGAAGGAGUUGUGGAUUAAAAGUUGGAACAUCUUUUUUUUUAUCUUUGUUUUGUAAACCGUACUUGGUGAAGUGUA